AUGGCCAAACCAUUCAACAAUGUGGAAGGCAGGCGUGUCCCUCCCGACUCGAAUGAAAAUGCGUCCGAUUUCGACCAGCAAGAUUCUGUUCCCACGUCGCCUGUCUCAAUUGCGCCCGAUGCAGUAGCUGUGGUCUCUCGCAAGUAUCAAAGCCACGCAUCUUUUCCAAGAGAGGACGAGUCAGACUACGACUACGACGGAAAUUAUGACACGCCCAAUCAGACUGAAGACAAAGCUCGGGUCCAAUCUGGACUUUCUGAUGAAGAACACCGUCGGGGCUUGAAUCUAGGCAUAGAGUUUGGAGGCGAAGCUACCUAUUAUGGCAACUAUGCUGGUCACGGCGUUAACCAGUACAACGGACCGAAAAUUGAAGACGACAUCGAUCUUCUGAACAGACUCGUAGAGCCACAGAGUGCCUCCACUCCAACGCGCACAACGGGCAAUCCCUUCGAUUCCCCGAGAACAGUGUAUAUGGGUUCUAUAAAGACUGGGAGCGGCAUACAGUUGAACGGCCUUCACGCAACAUACUCUGGAACCCUGAUGGGAAUACCAAGAGUCAGUGCUCACUACAGCGGCUGUGUCUUGGCUGCUGAGUAUGACAACAGUGGGAAGCCAACACGCCAGAGCCAGCACAAUGGUCCUUACCUAAGAAAGUUGCAAAGAGGCGAUGGGGGUAGCUCUCAAGGUAAUGGGAUGCACGGGAAAAACUGA
Colletotrichum orchidophilum is the source of this 711-nucleotide messenger RNA. RefSeq lists its product as uncharacterized. The record is from RefSeq and is a predicted model, not a curated record. The coding region runs from base 1 to 711 and encodes 236 amino acids. The transcript has a single exon. NCBI's taxonomy places the organism in Eukaryota, Fungi, Ascomycota, Sordariomycetes, Glomerellales, Glomerellaceae.